AGUUUCAGUUUGGGGGAAUCCUGUUAGCGUUUCCUACACUUGCAUUUCAUAUGCAAGUUCUCUGCCAGAGAGCUGGGAGGAGAAAGGAAAUUCCCAGAGCUGGUCACUAUUAGAAACAAGCACAGCUAAAUAAGGAAACAACAGGUUUGCGCUCUUGCAAAGUCCUCUUGAAAGAAGCUCUUACCAGCUCUUGAUUCGGCUUUUGUUAAGACAAAGUAAUAUCUUAGACAUGGCUCCAGAGACCUACAUGCCAGAACCCAUGUGCCUCAUUGGGAACAAUGGGGAACAGCUAGUGGCCAACCACGAAGCCCUGAGGAUUCUGUCUGCCAUCACACAGCCGAUGGUGGUGGUGGCAAUCGUAGGCCUUUACCGUACAGGCAAAUCCUACUUGAUGAACAAGCUAGCCGGCAAGGAGAAAGGCUUUUCUGUUGGAUCCACGGUGCAGUCUCACACCAAGGGCAUCUGGAUGUGGUGUGUCCCUCAUCCCCAGAAGUCAGACCACACCCUAGUUCUGCUUGACACAGAGGGCCUGGGAGAUGUGGAAAAGAUUGAUGAAAAGAGUGAUACUCAGAUCUUCGCACUGGCAAUCCUUCUCAGUAGUACUUUUGUAUACAACACCAUGAACAAAAUUGACCAGGGAGCUAUCGACCUACUGCACAAUGUGACAGAAUUAACAGAUCUGCUCCAGACAAGGAACUCCACCGACCUUAAUGAAAUUAAAGAACCUGCUGACAUGAGCUUCUUUCCAGACUUGGUGUGGACUCUGAGAGAUUUCUUCCUGAGUCUGGAAACAAACGGGCAUGCCAUCACACCAGAUGAAUAUCUGGAGCACUCACUGAAGCUGAAACAAGGUAGUGAUGAAAGAACUGAAAAGUUCAAUGUCCCCAGACUGUGCAUUCAGAAGUUCUUUCCAGUGAAGAAAUGCUUUAUUUUUGACUCCCCUGCUGACAGAAAUAAGCUCUCCAAGCUCCAAACACUCAACAGUGAUGAGCUGAGUACAGAAUUUGUGCAGGAGCUGUCAGAAUUCUGUUCUCACGUCUUCACCCAUUCCAAGACCAAGACUCUCCCAGGAGGCAUCCAGGUCAAUGGACCUCGUCUAGAGAGCCUGGUGGUGACCUACGUCGAUGCCAUCAACAGUGGGGCUCUACCCUGCAUGGAGAAUGCAGUGAUAACGUUGGCUCGGAGAGAGAACUCAGCUGCAAUGCAAAAGGCUGUCACCCACUAUGAUCAGCAGAUGAGCCAGAAGGUGCAGCUGCCCACAGAGACCCUCCAGCAGCUGCUGGAACUGCACAGGACCUGUGAGAGUGAAGCCAUGGAAAUCUUCAGGAAGCAUUCUUUCAAGGAUGAGGACCAAUGCUUCCAGAAGGAAUUGAAGACCCUACUAAGUGCAAAGUGGGAUGAGAUCUGUAAGAAGAAUGUGGAAGCCUCUGAAAACCACUGUUCAACCCUACUUCAGAAUAUUUUUAAGCCUCUGGAACAAGAAGUGGCACAGGGGGUCUAUGCUACACCAGGAGGCCACAAUCUCUUUCUUCAGAAGAUGGAAAAGCUGAAGGCCCAGUACCAUCAGCAGCCAAGGAAGGGAACACAGGCUGAGGAAGUGCUGCAGAAAUAUUUGAAGGCCAAAGAACAACUGAGCAAAACAAUUCUACAAACAGACAAGGCUCUCACAGCCAAGGAGAAUGAGAGGAAAGGUGAGAAGGGAGAAGCGAGAGCAAGCGCUGCAAGGGCUGAAGCACAGAGGUUGAAGGCGAUUCGAAUCCAGGAAGAGCAAAGGAGAGCAGAGCAGGAGAGACAGCAUCAAGAGGAACUGAGGCAAAUAGAGAUUUCCAAAGCAAACUUCCGGGCAGAGCAAGAGAGGAUCAGGAACCAGAGGAUGCAGCAAGAGGCUGCGAGGAUCAAAGCAGAACAAGAAGCUAAACUCAGAGAACUCAAUCAACAGCUUGAAGCUGCAAGGGCAAUGAGCCGUCACUCAUCAGGCGGUGAUUGUAUCUUACUCUAAAGCACCAAAAGCCAGGGCUUCCCUUUCUUACUGCUCCUCAUUGAAGACACAAAGGAGCAAGUGACUAAAGGACUUGAGGCAACCACUGGUUAUAAAACAAAACAAAACAAAACAAAAAAACACACAACAGCCCAGUGCCCCCGGCUCUAACUGCCAUAUUUGUCUCAAGGUAUUUUACCUAGGGGAUGUUAACUUGACUAACAUCUUGGACUCACACGUGUGUCCCUCCUGCUGGUAGACACAGAAAGAAAGUACUAAUGAAAAAUAAAUAAAAAAAAAAACAAUACAUAUUUCUCGACUGGAUGGAGGCCCCUAGUCUAUGGGCAGUGUGGCUCCUCAGUACUGUUGGCUGACCAUUUGUAUGUUUUCUUUCCUCUGUGUUUCUUCUUUGGGAGCCCAAUGACAUUAUAAUUAACCUUGUCACAUGCUCAGCUAUCAUGUCGCUCACUGAGAGGUAGAUUUGUUUCUACUGAUUGUCUUCUCUGCCAGGUUCACAUUCUUUUGAUAUGUUCAUUACAGAAAUUCUUCUUCACCAAUACAGGGUUUUUGAUACACAGAAUUGCCAACUGGCUCUGUUUCUAUUUUUCUUCCUGAAAGUCUACACCUGCCCAUGCAUAUUGCUCACUUUCUACCAGAUUCUUAAACAGUAAUCAUACUGAUCUUAAAUGAUUUUAGUGAUUUAAGAUUCAAAAAUUUUAAAUGAUUUCUGAUAUUCCAAGUCUAUCUCUAUUCAUGAGUCUAUUUACUUUAUCUGUUUAAAAUAAAUAACUGUACUUGGUUUUUCUGUGUGUCAAAAAAUUCUUUUAAUUGAAUGCUGUGCACUGUUGGUUACAUAGUUAAGACAUAGCUUUAUGCUUGGAAUAUGCAUUCCUCUUUCAUAUUAAGAUUCUGGCAAGCAUUGGCUCAAUGUAGUUGUUCAGAUGGAAAUAGCCUUAGUUUGUUAUAGUGGAAUAGCUCUUGCCUAUAUCCACUAAGAAGAUUACAGAGAAAGAGGGAGGGAGAGAGAGAGAGAGAGAGAGAGAGAGAGAGAGAGAGAGAGAGAGAGAGAGAGAGAGAGAAUUAUUUGCAUAUGUAAAUCUCAUUCUGUUGCUCAAUAAAAUGGAAAGUAAAUGUAAAAUGCCCUAAAUUGAUUCUUUUGUAUGCCUCAACUUUAUAUACUACAUUUUUUUCUCACACUGAAAUUCACAUUAAUAGGUCAGAGGCAUCCUAGCAGAAACAAGAAAUGAAACUGAGAUAAAAUGUAGCAUUUUCAGCAUUUACAAAUACGAUUGGUUAGGAUUUUUUCUCAUUUUAAGUAAAUAUUUACCUUUGAGCUUGAAUGGUUACUAUUUCCUUUAGAGUAGGAGGAACUCAAGUUAGCUCCAUGACAUUAUAGUACAGAUAGACACUCAGAAUAAGCAGAGGAAACAAUCUGCAAGAACAUUCAACAAAAUAAGAGUUUUUUUUAACUUCUGGUUGAUAGCAGUUGGGAUUUUUAUAUACAAAAUCUAUCUAUCUAUCUAUCUAUCUAUCUAUCAUCUAUCUGCCAUCUAUCCUAGCUUGAUGAAAGAACUAAAUUAUAUUAAUAACACCAGUACUUUUUAAGGAAUGGUAAGGGUGGAAAGAAAAGAGAAGAACAUAAAUUAUGAAUCUCACACUGGCUGUUGGGUGAAAACAUGGGGAACCAGCUUAAGUGACCAAAUGAUAGCAUGUGGUUGGAUAUUGCAUGUCAUGCCCAUGAUUCAGACUCUCUAUUUGGUUCCUGCAUACCCCAAAUCUCAGGACACACAGAUCCUCUUUAGGCACUCACCAGGGACUGUAGCAAAGAACAGAAGUGUGCAACCUAUUAUUUUCUACCUAAAGUGGGCUUACAGAGUGAGAGACCAAGCCCUAGGCCCUCUGCUGAGAUACUGCUGUGCAGUGGUUUCCCUAUUACCUUCAAUCUCGGAUGCUUCUGGAUAUUUCUGUUGGGAUUAGCAAAAAUAAAAAAAAAUGCUCAUGUCAUAGGUGGCUUAGCUGCCAGAAUUCAUACUUUGUAAGUUUUUUUAAUAUAGUCAUACUUAAUAUUCCAUAGAUUCCACAAUGAUAUGGAAUAUUCCAAUCCCUUUGGAUUGAGUAUCUGUGAAAAACGGCUUUCAGGUUUGCUCUUAUUUCUUUAUCUUGUACUUUUAAAAAAGGUGUAUGACUCAAGCAUGUAUUAACAAAAUAUACUAGAAUUAAUCUUAUUUUAGCUAAUUUGUAGUUAAAAGCUCUUAGGUUUCAUUGUCUCAGCUCUCCUUUGCAGUAAGAACAAAAUUGAAAAGCAAAUAAAUUAAACAACAAACUCCUCACACCUUAUAACUUUGUAUGUAUUUCAUAUAUUCCUUCCUUUAAAACUCAGGCAUAUACAUCUGCAACAUAACAUCUACACCUAGAGCUCAGAAAAAAUUGUGAAAGAAGGGCAGAAAUGUUGUAAGAUGCAGAGGGCCAGGACCCCUGCUGCCAGAUGGUGUCUUCUAGACAGAACAUGGAAAAUGCAUCCAAGAAACCACAACAAUAUUCAACAAUAUUGUUACCUGAAUAAGAUCAGUAUAAUGGCAACACCAGAUUUGAUGCUAACAUGGACAGGGGAGAUUCUAUGUGAUUUUACUUCUAGAUGAAGAGCUACAGAAAGUCAAUGACUGAUUUUAGGGAGAAUCAAUUUCUCCCCAGGAAGAACUCCCACAUAAAUUGUCAAAUCCCAAGUGGUCAAUAAUCUUGGACACAUGUACAUAUGAGCAAUGCUAAAUGGACUCAGUAGAUGCACAUACAUCUCCUAUAUAUUGUAUGUUAUGUUAAUAAACAUGUCAAUCAACAUCCA
This is a messenger RNA of Cricetulus griseus (Chinese hamster), 4817 nucleotides long. The record is from RefSeq and is a predicted model, not a curated record. Lineage: Eukaryota; Metazoa; Chordata; Mammalia; Rodentia; Cricetidae.